Messenger RNA from Clupea harengus (Atlantic herring), 2668 nucleotides. RefSeq names its product glycerophosphoinositol inositolphosphodiesterase GDPD2 (gene gdpd2). Gene Ontology annotation, biological process: lipid metabolic process. The coding region runs from base 527 to 2065 and encodes 512 amino acids. Lineage: Eukaryota; Metazoa; Chordata; Actinopteri; Clupeiformes; Clupeidae. Gene Ontology annotation, cellular component: plasma membrane. The transcript has 16 exons. The record is from RefSeq and is a predicted model, not a curated record. Gene Ontology annotation, molecular function: glycerophosphodiester phosphodiesterase activity.
GAUCAAAUGCAUUAUACUGGCAUGCCACAGGCUAUUAAGGGUAAGAGUUGAUAUGAUUUAUUUGAUGAUGCAUCUCUAUCAAUUACAAGACAACGUCUACAUAGUAUACUUAACCUCUUAAGAUCUUUCGGCGAAACUUUCGGAGAUCUUUGAAACUCCCCACUUUCAACUCCACCCCACCCCCAUACCAACAUCGACACCAUCCCAGGAGAUUUCAUUCAUUCGAAAGCAUUAACAGUCUGCUCACGCGGUUGUUGAGACGCACGCAUGAACUACACAUGACCAAGAGGAAGAGAGGCAAAAUAAACACAAAGUUCACCAAAGGGACCAAAGACAAUUUGACCUGCAUACUUCACGGUUGGAAUUUUCUCUCCAUCAACCUCCAAGGUUUAGAACGGUGACUCAGCCCACCCUAGGAGUCUCUCCCGGUUCACAGCGUUCCGUAGAAGAGCUGCAUAUCCGCCUACACCUUCAGACUGCUGGCCCUGCUGAGUGGAGAUCUGGAGUUGGCCUCGCACAUUGAGGGAUGUCAGGAGGGUGUGGUGCACUGGGGGUCUGCUCCAGAGGCCUCUACAGCUGCUACUGGAAGCACUCCAGUGAAAGAAAGAGAAGAUGUGCUUGCUGUUGGUUCUCAUUCGUUGCCGUGGCGACCCUGCUCAGCUUGGCAUGGCUGCUCAUUUGGAUGGCUCUGUACAACUCCCGUGAUGACAUGAACACGAAGGCCUUUGAAAAAACAAACAAGUGGAUAAACUGGUUUAUGGUGAUAGUAAUCAUCUCUUCUGUGCUUGCCAUUUAUGCUUUCCUUCUGCUGUUAUUUGCACUUGUCCAGUAUGCCUUAAAGGAACCCUUGGACCUGCACUGUGUGCAUAAGGUGUUGCUGUCUGUAGGUCUUGUAAUAAUCUUUGCCGGGGUGAUGGGGAUAAGCCUUCAGUGGAAGAAGGAGUGGCCUACGGUGCCGUUGUUUCUUCAGGCCACAGCGCCCUUUCUUCAGCUGGGUGCUGUGCUAGCCUUGACCCUGCACAGCUGGCUGCUGAUCAAGAGUUACCACAGAGCUCAGAGGAAAGCGUCGAGGGCUUUCAUCCUGCUGUCCUGGGCAGCUGUCUCAUUGGCGGUGUUUCUCUGUCCUCUUCUCAUCCAUGACUUCUGUCCUUGCCUGCUGGAGGAACUUCCCCCAAAGCCUGCCCUGAUUGGACAUCGGGGUGCACCAAUGUUGGCCCCUGAGAACACCAUGAUGUCGUUCAGACGGAGCCUGGAGUGCAACGUGACUGCGUUUGAGACCGACGUGCAGAUCAGCAAGGAUGGCCGUCCCUUCCUGAUGCACGACAACACCUCACUUAGAAGGACAACCAAUGUAGAAGCCAUAUUUCCCCAGCACGCCACAAACAACACGCCAAGUGACUUUACCUGGGAGGAGAUACGGAGUUUGAGUGCGGGAAAAGGUUUUUGGGAUUUCCAGAAUGACCCCCUACAGAGGCCUCCUUCUCUGUCUGACACAGAGUGGUCAAAUGUCAGAAAUCAGAGUGUGCCAUCUCUUCGUGAACUCCUGGACUUGGCCAAGGAGCACAAUGUUUCAAUCAUCUUUGACCUCAAAAAUGAAAAACCCAACAACACUGAUGCCAACGUCACAGUACACACCAUCCUGGCAUCAGGCAUUGCGCAAAACCUGAUGUGGUGGCUCCCACCUGUUCACCGAGCAGAGGUUAAGGCAAUGGCUCCAGGCUUCCGCCAGGUCCUACGAGAAUUGCGGAGCAGAAAUGUGUCGGUGAACCUGUGGGUGGUGAAUGAGCCGUGGCUGUUCUCCCUGGUGUGGUGCUCCGGGGCCAGCUCCGUGACCACCAACGCCUGCCACCUCCUCAAAGACAUGGCCCAGCCACACUGGCAGAUGGAUCCCAUGCUGUAUAGGAUGAUCUGGAUUUCUGCUGACCUGGUGUCAGUGCUUGUGAUGUUUGGAUUGUUUCUCCUUCAAAGGUGCUGUCUCAGACAUUCUAAAGGGAAAGGAGGGCGAGGCGACAGAUUUUCCGCCUGGAACCAGAGAGAGCUAUCCCCCUUCUUGCCAUCUGAGUAAUUAAGGCCUGGCUGCGUUCCUGUAUAUUUCACGAGCCUUCAGAGAGAGAUGCUGUUCCCCCUCCCCUGUUCCCCCUCAUGUCUGUGAGAGUGAGAGUGUAAGUGUGUGUGUGUGUGUGUGUGUGUGUGUGUGUGUGUGUGUGUGUGUGUGCGCGCACGCAUUUAUGUAUGUGGCUCACAUGAAAAGAAUUUCAUUUCAAAUGAAAAGGACCAAUUACUGUGUUAUACAAAGAAUAUUUUAUGAACUCUUUAUUUCUUUAUCAUAUCAAGUACAGAGUGAUACCUUUGAUAUGCAUUGGAUGUAUUUAGUAUUUAAGCACAAUGGUUUAUAGUGAAGAUUUGAUCUGUUGUCGAAUGCCAUAGUGAAUUUAGAGAUCUCUCAGCGAGAGUGUAAUGAAACAAUAGGAUGCUGUCAAUAUUUUUAAUGAUAUCAUAAUUAUAUGAAUACAUUUUAAGCUUUUAAAGUUUUAUCUGAAUCUGUUAAAUAUGACAGACCUGACUUUUAACCUGUAACUUUUAGGUGUGUAAUUGAUAAACAGAUUUGGGUACUGAAUAUUGUUCUAUUUUAUACAUUUUAAAAAUAAAUGUUUUUAACAACACUGUA